CGGCGGCACUCGCAACGCGCGACGCGCUCGGUUGAACCCGUUCAACGUUGACCGUAACUCCCAUCUCGCAGACUGUCUCUGGCAAGACAACUCAAGACGAUUCAAGACGUGGUCUCUGGCAGCACAGCAACUCAAUCUUUCGGAGUAGACUGGGGACACAAGAUGCGCCGCAAGUCAGUUAUCGCGCUGCUCGCGCUGUCGGUGCCGGUCACUGUCUCUGCCUGCGAGGGCGAAUGCAUCGUCAAGAUCACCAACGCCUACGUCGGCAACUACACCACCCCCGUCGACGCCGUCAUGCGCACCCUCGCCGGGCACGUCGCCUCGCUCCUCCCCUCGCAUCCCGACAUCCCCACCGCAGCCUCCUACCUCGCCCCGCUCCUCUCCGCCUACGAUGCCGCCGCCUACACCGGCAUGGAGACGGCGAUCUUCCCGAGCUUCUUCCAUGGCAAGUGCGCGCAGCACGGCGCCGACCCGCCCGGGUGCCCCAACCCCGACUGCCCCGUCGUCUGUGGCACGCCCGGCUCCAUGGUGCACUUCUUCCCGACGCUCCGCUACCUCGCGUACAACGAGACCCGCGCGAGGAUCGAGGCCGCCGCGGAUCCCGGCGGCGACGCCUACAAGCAGGUGGAGCAGAACGUGCUGGACGCGGCGAACGACCACAAGCUCAAGAUGCGCCUCGGGAGGAUCUCGCCCCGCAUGCCGAGCAAGACGAACACCAAAGCGAAGGCGAAGACUGGCGCGAAGGUCUCGGCGACUCCGAAGGUUAUGGGCCGCGCCGAAGCCGCUCCUGACGACCACAUCUUCGUCCCCGUCUUCGCUCGGGCUGAACUCUUGGACGACCUCAGCUCAGGGGACCUCAGCCAGCUCUCUGAGUUAACCCGCACCAAGACUGUCUUCGCGCGCACCGGCAUCAUGGACGACCUCAGCCCAGGCGACUUCGACCCGCUCUCCGAGUUCAGCCAAUCGCGCUGGCAAUGCACCGUCUCGGAGACCGCUACCGCCCCCGCCUCGGACUUCGCCCCGGACGACCACAUCUUCAUCCCCGUCCUCGCGCGUACCUCAGGUGCGGACUCGGAGGAGACGAUCAAGGAGCAGCUGCAGGCAGUCCUCGCGCAGGCAGGUGAGAUCCUCGGCCAGAUGUGCGGCGACGACGGGAGCGGGACCAGCGUGGAGAACCUGGCGAGGUGUAGCUGGGCCGCGGAGAUGAAGGAGUACAUCCUCACGUUCCCGUAGGCGGGGUGGAUGGGUUUGUUUGACGAUUAUAGCAUUACUACCUCACUGUCUUUCGGUUCUUCGUUUUGUAUGUGUAUGGAUGUAGCAUAGCCCGUGUCUGAAUGUAUCCAGUCCUCGUC
Molecule: messenger RNA, 1352 nt
Organism: Fomitopsis serialis
Lineage: Eukaryota; Fungi; Basidiomycota; Agaricomycetes; Polyporales; Fomitopsidaceae
Exons: 5
Coding region: 163-1233 (356 amino acids)
Source: RefSeq, a predicted model, not a curated record